This is a messenger RNA of Glycine soja, 1429 nucleotides long. RefSeq names its product growth-regulating factor 3-like. Gene Ontology annotation, biological process: developmental process; regulation of DNA-templated transcription; DNA-templated transcription. The transcript has 4 exons. The record is from RefSeq and is a predicted model, not a curated record. Bases 113 to 1120 code for a protein of 335 amino acids. Gene Ontology annotation, molecular function: ATP binding. Gene Ontology annotation, cellular component: nucleus. NCBI's taxonomy places the organism in Eukaryota, Viridiplantae, Streptophyta, Magnoliopsida, Fabales, Fabaceae.
UCCUCUGCAAAAGUGUUACAAACCUGAUCUGUCCAUAUCCAAAGUUUAAUAACCGACCAAACCAAAAGCAGCACAAAGCUGAAAGCUCAAUAGCUCUUCUCUCUCUCUCUCCAUGGACUUGCAGUUGAAGCAAUGGAGUAACCGGCAUGAGUCAGAACAAGAACAUUAUUCCCCAAACAUGCCAAAAUUUCUCCCUCAACACCACCCACCACCAUCUCCCUCUGCACUCCCUCUCUUUGUACCUGAACAACCCAACACCAAAGUCUGCACCCUGUCAGCAUUUUCUGAUUCCACACUACCUUCUGCUCCCAGAUUUUCCAGGAUGGAGAGUUGCUUCAGCUUUGCACAGUGGCAAGAGCUUGAGUUGCAGGCUCUGAUAUUCAGGUACAUGCUGGCCGGUGCUCCUGUUCCUCCUGAGCUCCUUCUACCAAUCAAGAAAAGCUUCCUUCAACUUUAUAACCCUCCUUUGUUGGAAUCAGGGUACUACUGGGGAAGAGCAGCGCUGGAUCCGGAGCCGGGGCGGUGCCGGAGGACCGACGGCAAGAAGUGGCGGUGCUCGAAGGACGCGGUGGCGGGUCAGAAGUACUGCGACCGCCACAUGCAUCGUGGCCGAAACCGUUCAAGAAAGCCUGUGGAACAACGUGAUGGAUCUCUUUCUGCUAUAGCCUCCGUUUCUUCUUCACCCUCUGCUUCAUUUAAUCUCCUUCACCUCAGUGAAAGUUCCUCUGGGGCCAAGAGUGACAACAAGAGCUUCUUUGAAAACCAUGAUCAUGUGGAUGGGGAUGGAAAUUCAGCCAAAUCUGAUGGCCAUGUCUUGAGGCAUUUCUUUGAUGAUUGGCCAAGGACACUGCAAGAGCCUGACAAUGGUGAAAGCAAUGGUUGCCAGAACAACAACUCAGGAACAUGUCUUUCUAUGUCAACACCAGGAAUCACUUCCUCGGAUGUGUCGUUGAAAUUGUCCACUGGCCAUGGAGAGGAUGCGUGCCACGCGGCCUCAAUGGGAGGACCACUUGCAGAGGCAUUGAGAUCAUCCACCACCAGCUCCACUUCUUCACCAACCAGUGUUCUGCUUCAGUUGCCUCCUAGUUCUGCUUCUGAGGCUAGUUUCAUUAGCACCUAAGAGUUGGUGGAGUUUGUGAGGUUUUUUGGGUUUACUUUUGAGAAUUCUUGGACAUGUAUGUUGCAAGUAGAGAGACAGUUCCAACAUCAGCAUGAUUAGUGAGUUUAGAUAACAUAUUAGAAUCAAUUCUAUCUCGCAAAAUCAUGGUGAUACUAUGAAAAAAUAUAAGCAACUAUUUAUUGCAUUGUCUUUACUAUUCAUCCCAAAGUGGGAAUUGUUAUUUCCACUCUCACUUUCUGCCACCAAUACACUCCCCUUUGAUUGGUUUUAUUCAAAAAUACCACUGACAAAUACACUUCCCAUCUGUCA